CCUGAAGGACGUCGACGUGAGGAAUACAAUGACUAUUCUGAUGACACUUCCUGCCACGAGCCUGCUACGAUAAUUCAGAACUCACCCAGGACGUUUCGCCCGCCACACAUCAGCUGACUGGAUACCAUGGUAACCAAUCAGGUUGUGCUGCUGCUGCUGCUCUGUAUCCCGUGGCCCAGCAUCGCCCUGCCUUUCACACCUGGGAAUAUUGGAAAACUGCUGGGGAUGGCGGAGAGUGAUGGGAGGAUCCUCCAGCGCUCCAAACGGGGAUGGAUGUGGAAUCAAUUCUUUCUGCUGGAGGAAUACACAGGAAAUGACCAUCAAUACGUCGGCAAGCUCCACUCCAACAUGGACAAAGGCGACGGCACCGUGAAGUACGAGCUGACUGGAGACGGCGCGGGCACACUGUUCCUCAUCGAUGAGAAGUCGGGCGACAUCCAUGCCACCAAGAGGCUGGACCGCGAGGAGAAAGCCAUGUACACGCUGCACGCCAAAGUCCUGGACCGGAGAACCAACAUGGAGCUGGAGCCCGACACCGAGUUCAACAUCAAGAUCCACGACAUCAACGACAAUGCGCCAAAGUUUGCCAAGGACAUCUACUUCGCCAGUGUCCCUGAAAUGUCUGAAGUUGGUACAUCUGUCGCCACGGUGACUGCCACUGAUGCCGACGAUCAAACGUAUGGGAACAGUGCCAAGCUCGUAUACAGCAUCCUACAGGGACAGCCGUAUUUCUCUGUGGAUUCUGAAAAUGGCACCAUAAAAACAGCACUGCCCGGCAUGGACAGAGAAGUCAAAGAGAACUAUCAGGUUGUGAUCCAGGCUAAAGACAUGGCUGGACAGAUGGGAGGGCUGUCAGGAACCACCACAGUCAGCAUCACCCUCUCCGACGUGAACGACAGCCCGCCACGCUUCGCUAACCAUUCCUUCCGCGUGACUGCCGUGGAGUCGACGGACAUUGGAGGCGCUAUUGGCCGAAUCAAGGCCGAUGAUCCAGACGUCGGGCGCAAUGCGGAGAUGGAGUACAGCAUCGUCGGCGGUCACGACAUAUUCAACAUCAUCACUGACCAAACCACACAAGAGGGAGUCGUUAUCAUCAAAAAGCCUCUGGAUUAUGAAAGUAAAAGGGAUUACGAGUUCCGAGUGGAGGUGAGAAACACCUACUUGGACGCCAGGUUCAUCCACGGUUUGCAGUUCAAAGACUACGCCACGGUCAAGGUCACAGUGGAGGACAUGGACGAGCCCCCGGUUUUCACCAGGAACCCGUACAUCAUUGAGGUACACGAGGACACUGCGGCCGGAAGCUUCGUUGGCGUGGUGUCGGCCAGGGACCCCGACGCCGACAACAAGCCAGUCAAAUACUCCAUCGAUCGACACACAGAUCUCGAGAGGUUGUUCAACAUCGACUCUGUGAACGGUACCAUCACAACGCUAAAAGCUCUGGAUCGAGAGAUGUCCAAAUGGCACAACAUCUCUGUGGUGGCCACUGAAAUAAAUAACCCGCGCCAGACUACCCGAGUCCCUGUGUUCAUCAAGGUGUUGGACGUCAACGACAACGCUCCGGAGUUUGCGAUGUCCUACGACACGUUCGUCUGCGAGAACGUCAAAGCGGGACAGCUGAUUCAGACGAUAAGUGCCGUGGACACAGACGAGCCCCUGGUCGGACAUAAGUUUGUCUUUAGUAUAAGUGCCACCAACCCAAACUUCACUAUCAGUGACAGGGAAGAUAACACGGCCAACAUAUACACGCGGAGGGGAGGCUUCAGCCGGCGCGAGAUGAGCGUGUACUUCCUGCCCAUUGUCAUCUCGGACAACGACUACCCCAUCCAGAGCAGCACCAGCACGCUGAUCGUGCGCGUGUGCGCCUGCGACAGCCGUGGGAACAUGCAGUCGUGUGACACGGAGGUGCUGCCCUUCUCAGAUGGCCUCACGACGGGAGCGCUGGUGGCCAUACUGCUCUGUGUCAUCAUUCUCCUCAUGAUCGUGGUGCUGUUUGCUGCCCUGAGGAGACAGAGGAAGAAGGAGCCUCUGAUCAUCUCCAAGGAGGAUGUCAGAGACAACGUUGUCAGUUACAACGAUGAAGGGGGCGGAGAGGAGGACACUCAGGCCUUUGAUAUCGGCACGCUGCGCAACCCAGAGGUGAUGGACGCUAACAAGCUACGGAGGGACAUCAUACCCGAAAUGCUGUUUCCCUUUCGUAGGACAUCACCUAUAAAGGAUAACACGGACGUCAGAGACUUCAUUAACGGGAGGCUUCAGGAGAACGACUCAGAUCCCACAGCGCCCCCCUAUGACUCGCUGGCCACGUAUGCCUACGAGGGCACCGGGUCGCUGGCGGAAUCCCUCAGUUCGCUGGAGUCCGCCGCGACGGAGGGUGACCAGGAUUACGAUUACCUCAGCAACUGGGGGCCGCAGUUCAAGAAGUUGGCAGAGAUGUACAUAGGCAGGAGCCCGGACAGAGAGACCUAAAAGAAGCCAUGACAGUCUCUCUCUCUCUCUCUUUUUACCCUGUCCAUUAUUGUUUCUGUCUGUUUCUCUAGCUACUUAGCCAGACAGCUACACUACUGUGCAAAAUAAAAAAAAAAACAACCCACAAAGUCAUAUUCCCGUUUGAGAGCGACCUUGCUGAUGACGCAAAACUGUGAUUUUAUGUCUGUCAGAUUAUGAAGCCUGAGGUGUUUUGAAUGGGAUGACGUGAUUGGAAAGUUAGCAACAAAUCAACGGGAACAUACACAACAUUCUGUAUGUACAAGUGUAACCUCUAACUUUUCAUAAGACUUCACUGCAAACCCAGUUUGGAAACACAUAAACAAGGAGCAGCAAAAACAGGCUGUAUGUGGAUGAGAGAAAUAAGCGUUAUUCGGACGGGAUUAGUUUUACAUGUGGAUACAUUGCUGUUCCAUAUCAGCAAGGAUUACGGCGACUUUUACCUGGGGCGAAAAAGGGUCUGGAACAAUUACCCCAAGUAAUACUAAUUACGUGCGACUAGACCCGCAGUAACUUGUGAUAUCGAGACAUGAGGUCAGGAGGUGACGGCGGUGCAUAAAUCAGGCGCCACUCAGUGUCCGAGAAGCCGGGGUAAAGUUGUUUUUGCGCUGAGCUGGAUCAGGGAUCAUCGGUUCACUAUCCCCCGUGUCAGGUUACUGGGAAGUGUGAAGGUCUACCCAAUUGUGGUAGAUUUACUGAGAUUUCUUAUCCCAUGUGAAUUGGCCAUUAAUAUUACAGAUUACAUUACUCUCCACGUAAAACUAAUCCCGUCUGAAUAGUGCUUUAGAGAGAGUGUUAGCUUUGGCCAAAGCUUACUGUUUUGCUACUAGGGUUGGGGAGGAAAAAAAAAUCGUCUCAUCCAAUAAUGAUAUCACAGUACUCAGCAUAUUGCAAUAUUGCGAUAAUAUUGUAUUGUGACCUACGCAUCGCAAUAAUAUUGUAACGUGGUGUCUCUGGUGAUUCUCACACCCGAUUAUCAGCUUUCAACCAUCGAUAUUUUAAUGUGUCACACAUUUAAACACAUUUAUUCUCCACAGGUCAAGAUCUUUUCUUUUUUACGAAUGCUGUUCAUUUAAUGACCAAAAUAUAAUGAACUCCUUACAUACAAAGCCUUUAAGUGUGUCUGGCAUUAGGUAUGUAAUAGCACAUAUGCAGUAAUCUACAACAUCAGGGGUUAUAGUACUUGAAAAAGUCAAAAAAACAGUAACGCAGGUGUUGCAAACGGCAAUACACUGGAGGGUUUGCGCUACAUUUUAAAUAACAUAUGGAGGUUGCACUGAAUAAUUGACACGUUAGCGUGUAAAAGCUAAUUAUUUUCUGAUAAUUGUCAUUUUUAAAUACUACACACAGACUUUUUUCUUUUCUCUGGUUGCACUUGUUGAAAAAAGACUGAGAAAUAAUGUAUUUUAUUGCUUAAAAAACAACAAAAACUAAUGUUGGCCUUUUUGCACAGUACUGUGUUGAUCUGGUUAGUGAGCUAGCCAGCUAGUCUGACUGUCCGUCUACCUAUCUAUCAAGCUAUCUAUCUGUUUAUCUGUCUAGUUUGCUAGCUAGCUCGCUGGUUGACUAGUGGUCUAUUUGAUUCUCAUACACGCGCUGUGUGCGCGGGACGCUGAAAAAUGGAAAAAUCAAGACUUGAACUGAGUUGAAUUUUUCUCACCACUGAGUGGGAAACACAGUGUAAUUCUCAACGUUUUAUCCGUUUUUUGGUCAUAAUCAGUAAAGAUGCCUUUGACUUUUAGGAUUUUUUGUGAACAAUGGUGUGGACAUUGUGUGUUUUUUGUAAGUGACCCGAGCGAUAGUAGUAUUGUAUACUAUCAAUGUUUAAUGGCACUGGACUGGGGGGCUUUGGAUUCCGGGGGAGGGGAAGGAGUUGAGGAGCUCUGUUAAAAUGCUGUAAAACAAAAAAAGAAAGAAGAAAAAAAAAAGUGUUUUUAAAUGAUGGACAUCCUCUAUACUAUUUGCUAUCCUUGUUUGACGAG
Solea senegalensis (Senegalese sole) is the source of this 4466-nucleotide messenger RNA. Its product is annotated as cadherin-10-like. Gene Ontology annotation, biological process: cell-cell junction assembly; multicellular organism development; adherens junction organization. Gene Ontology annotation, cellular component: plasma membrane; catenin complex; adherens junction. The transcript is spliced from 11 exons. The coding region runs from base 127 to 2466 and encodes 779 amino acids. The record is from RefSeq and is a predicted model, not a curated record. Gene Ontology annotation, molecular function: cadherin binding; calcium ion binding. NCBI's taxonomy places the organism in Eukaryota, Metazoa, Chordata, Actinopteri, Pleuronectiformes, Soleidae.